This is a messenger RNA of Strongyloides ratti, 1545 nucleotides long. RefSeq names its product Pescadillo homolog. NCBI's taxonomy places the organism in Eukaryota, Metazoa, Nematoda, Chromadorea, Rhabditida, Strongyloididae. The coding region runs from base 1 to 1545 and encodes 514 amino acids. Gene Ontology annotation, molecular function: RNA binding. The transcript is spliced from 3 exons. Gene Ontology annotation, biological process: ribosome biogenesis; maturation of LSU-rRNA from tricistronic rRNA transcript (SSU-rRNA, 5.8S rRNA, LSU-rRNA). The record is from RefSeq and is a predicted model, not a curated record. Gene Ontology annotation, cellular component: nucleolus; PeBoW complex.
AUGGUUAGAGCCAAGAAAAAGUACACCAGUGGUAAUGCUGCCAACUUCAUUGAUCGUGCCGAAGCUAUUUCUAAACUCCAAGUCACUUUUGAUGAAUUUACUCGUCUUUGUGUAUUGAAAGGUAUAUAUCCAAGAGAGCCAAGAAAUAGAAGAAAGGCUGCAAAAGGAGUCACCAACGAGCCACUCAUUACUACUCUUAGACAUUACAAUGCUUUUGUUAAAAAAGUAGCAAAAGUUAAAGGAAGAAAUGAAAAAGAAAAAUUGGAACGUUUAACUGAAAAAGAGCCAGAGUUCAAUGUUGAACAUCUUGUAAGAGAACGUUAUCCAACUUUUGAUAUGGCUGUAAGAGAUUUGGAUGAUUGUUUAUCAGUAGUGUUUGCUUUCGCUACUCUUCCUAAAGAUGUAAAAAUUGGAGAAAAAAUUAUUGAAAAUUGUAGACGAUUAUCAUCAGAAUUUAUGCAUUACGUUGUUGAAUCAAAAUCUCUCAGAAAAACUUUCAUUUCAAUAAAAGGAAUUUAUUAUCAAGCUGAAAUUUUGGGAGAAAAAGUUACUUGGAUUGUUGGACAUGAAAGACCAAUAGGUGGUCUUCCAGAUGUUGAUUUUACAAUUAUGAAAAAUUUUGCUCAUUUCUAUUCAACAGCUCUUCGUUUUAUUAAUUUUAAACUUUACAAAAAUAUUGGAUUGUUUUAUCCACCAGAAUUUGAAACUGGAAAGAUAGUAAAAGGAAAUUUAGAUGAUGAGGAGAAAAUGUUUUUUCUUGCUAAACCGUUAGCACGUGCAAAUCAAGAAGAAGAAGUUGUAUUGGAUGAUUUUAAUGAUGAAACGACAAAUGCUGUUAUUGAGCAAGUUAAUGCAAGAAAAAAAUUAAAAACACUCUUUGAGGGAUGUUUAUUCUUUUUAAAUAGAGAGGUUCCAAAAGAGGCUUUAGCUUUUGUUAUUAGAUCUGCUGGUGGUUCAGUUACAUGGGAUGGUUGUAUUGCCAAUCCUUUACCAUCAUCAUCAACGCAAAUUACUCAUCAUGUUAUUGAUAGACCAUUGAAAGAGGCUAAUAUUUCAAGAGCUUACAUUCAACCACAAUGGGUAUUUGAUUCAUUUAAUGCAAGAGAACAAUUACCUCUUGAAAAAUAUUUACCAGGUGUAAAGUUACCAUCACAUUUAUCACCAUUUGUUGAAGAAAAGAUUGGAGAUUAUAUUCCACAAGAAAGACUUGAACAAUUAAAGAAAGAUGGAAAGGAUGUUUCUAAGUUUAUUGCAGCUGAAGUAGUAGAAUCUGUACCACAAAUUGUUCCUAAUACAACAGGAGAGAAAGGAAAGAAAAAAGAGAAGAAAGAAGGAAUGCAUGUUGAAACUGGUAAAGUUUAUAAAGAAAGUACUGAAUCUAAGAUAGCAGAAGUACAAUCAGUCAAAAAGAUGCAGGAAAUGAUGAUGCCUAAGAAACAUAAACGUGUGUACAAGAAAAUGACGUUUGGAAUAAAACGUAAAGAAAAGGAAGUUAAAAAACUUGUUGUAAAAAAGAAAAAAUUAGAAGAAACAACAACCAAUUAA